AUGAGAAAGACUACUCAAUUCACAUUAUUACUGCUUUUUUUCAUAUUUACUUUUGUCCUUGGGGAUGGAGAUAUGGAUAUGGAUUCUGGUGAUCGUCCAGAAUUCCAUCCAAUUAAUGCCGGAUCAAAAGCUUUUCAUUGGAUUUUGACUUUAUUCAUGUUAUUGAUUUUAACAUCUAUAAGUGCUUGUUUAGCAUUUGCUAAUAGAGUUCAUUGGUCUGUCCUUUUACAGUAUAUUUGUACUGCCUACAGUAUUGUCGAAUCAUUGUUUUUGCCUUUCCCUGAUAAUGUUGAUAACCAUGAAAAUCGAACUUCCAAAGGUACAUCAUGGUUCCUUAGCAUUUUGUUAGGUGUUACUGUCUUUGUUGGCACGUUCAUUACUGGUAGUAACUUGGUAAUUAACAAGUUUUACCCAAAAUUGGCCAAGAAUUACAACGAAUAUGGAGUAUCAUACAAGAUUUAUAAAGCAUUGUCUCUCAUGGUGGUUUUGACAGGUUGGGCAAGGGUAUUGUUAGCACCAGUGGCAUUAUUUGGCUUCUGUUAUGGUGUUCAUUGUGGACAAUGUAUUGCUCAUUUCAUCAUGGGUUCAGCAUUUGUCGUAUAUUCAUUCAUUUUGUCAGUUAUGUUAAUUAUUCCUUGGAUCAGAAAGCAUCAAUUGCAAUCAACAAAUUCUUCAAGUUUUGUUUCACCAGAAAUGUAUGACUCCACGGUGAUGAUGAUCUGGGGUGUAGUCAAUACAUUCACGGAGCAUAGAUGGGGCCGUGAGUCUUGGGGAAUGCUGGACUUUCAGCACACUUCUAUGGGUAUAGUGUGGUGGGGAGGUGGGUUGUUGGGGAUGUAUUUGUCUCGAAACAACCGUAGAACCUUUGUUCCUGCAUUAUUAUUGAUAUUUACUGGUUACGCUAUGUCUGGACAUGUUCAACAUCUCGCUAUUUCUACUAAAGUUCAUGCCUUCUUUGGGAUUGCCUUGACUGCUGCUGGGGUAUCCAGAAUUAUCGAGAUUCUGUUUUUGUUGAAAGAUAAAUCUUGUGAUCCAUCCGGUAAGAUAUUGUCAUUCCAACAUUUCCCACCAUUUUGCUUAACUCUUGCUGGGGUAACGUUUCUGGGUGCAACCGAAGAACAAUUACAAAUGGCUUAUGACUUAGGAUCGGACCAUUCUGCAUAUCUUUUGGUUCUUUCUUCAGCAGCAUUUUUGAUAUAUCUUUGGAUACAAUUAUUGCUUUUGUUUUAUUUACGAUUGGUUGGAUAUAAUGAAGAUGGUGAGUUGAAUACGAAUCAAAUGUAUCAAAGUAUUGAAGCUGAAGAGUUUGAAUUAGGUGACAUCAGCGAUGAAGAGACGCAAGAAACACCAUCUGAUGUAAAUAGAUUUACUGAUUAA
Messenger RNA from Candida tropicalis MYA-3404, 1377 nucleotides. RefSeq lists its product as uncharacterized. The record is from RefSeq and is a predicted model, not a curated record. The transcript has a single exon. The coding region runs from base 1 to 1377 and encodes 458 amino acids. Lineage: Eukaryota; Fungi; Ascomycota; Pichiomycetes; Serinales; Debaryomycetaceae.